This is a messenger RNA of Diorhabda sublineata, 918 nucleotides long. Its product is annotated as nucleoside diphosphate kinase homolog 5-like. The coding region runs from base 1 to 918 and encodes 305 amino acids. The transcript is spliced from 4 exons. Gene Ontology annotation, biological process: negative regulation of oxidative stress-induced intrinsic apoptotic signaling pathway. The record is from RefSeq and is a predicted model, not a curated record. Lineage: Eukaryota; Metazoa; Arthropoda; Insecta; Coleoptera; Chrysomelidae.
AUGGACGAUUUUAACGAUGUUUCCAAAGAUCGUACCGGACUAUUAAACGCGUCGUCUCUUCGAAGCGGUUUAGCUUUCAAUUUAAGUACUUACAGAAGCUUAUCUCCAAUAGGAUCGGAUUCGAGUUGUAAGAGCUCAAGGGCGAAAGAUACUGUCCAUUAUUUAUCCCCCGCUACUACUCCCGCCGUUACUGAAUUAGAAGGGGAUCUAUAUUAUCAACAUUUCGUCGAUUUUCAACCGCCGCUUGGUCCGCCACAACCCGAUUACGCCAGUUCCUCGGAAUCUACUAUAUCAUGCAAAGAACCCGAAUUACAAAGAACUUUAGCUAUCAUUAAACCGGAAGCUAUACAAUUUCGAGAUGUAGUCGUUAGGGCCAUCUAUGAAUCAGGAAUCAAAAUAUUAAAUGAACGUGUUAUUCAUUUAACCCCCGAGCAAGUAUCUGAAAUAUACGCCAAACAAUAUGGCAGUCCGUCUUUUCCGCACGUGGUUAUAUCGAUGAGCAUUUCCCCGUUAUUAGUUAUGUCUUUGGCUGGUAAACGAGUCAUAGACAAAUGGAAAACAAUGGUCGGACCGUACGGUUUGAUUCGAGAAGAAUGGUUUUUCCCUUAUAGCGUACGUACCAGAUUUGGAAUAACAUCCGAUAUACCGGAUGUUAUUCAUGCUUCGGAAAAUUUAUCCGAAGCCAAAUGGGAAAACAGAUAUUUUUUUCCUAGAAGUAUCUUGGAGCCGAUAGUAAUCGACGAAGAAAAAGUAUCUGAUUAUAUAAACAAUUGUAUAACUCCCAUUUUAAUGGAAGGUUUGAUACAAGUGGUUAAAAACAAACCAAUAGAUCCGGUUCUAUUUUUGGCCGAAUGGUUAUUGUUGAAUAAUCCGUAUCAACCUAAAUUUCCUGAACGUGUUGCAGUUAGUCCACUAUAA